UACUCGCCCGCAGAUGAUGAUGUAGAUUGUUGGUGUUUCCACCAUUUGCAGAAAAACUUGCCUCUCUGGUGGGAAAGUAUUGUGUUUAUCUUGUGGAUUAUUCUUCCAGACUGUAAAGUUUGCCAAGUUUAGGCUUGUGUUUAAGUGCAGGGAAGAGGAGAGGGAAAAUGUGUGGCUGAACCCUACUGUGAAUGGACAGUAGCUCCUUCCACAGUCGCAAUAACCUGCUCUGGAGUGCUUGCCUCUUCGCGCCAGCUAGAGAAUCUUGUUUAACAUGCUCUAAUCUCAAGAGUUCCUUCUGCUUCAUUCCUGAUACAUCUCUGAUUCCUCUGCUGUCUCCAAUUAACAUAGACUUGCUUUUGUUUUAAUAGGUAUGUCUGUCUUUGUGCGGCCUGGGUUUUUUGUUUUUGUUUUUUUAAGAUAGAUGCUCUUUGCACAUCAGGUUUGGUGGUUGCAUCCUAAAAUAGGGGAAUCCUAGGAAAAAAAAGCCCCAAGGGUCAUCAGUGUGUUCUCAAAAGCCAUUAAUGUGGAGAUAGUCAGGCAGAUUCUCUUGCUCUUGUGAAUGCCUGUAGCCUGAUAGUAUGCCGCAAAUAUGUGGACAGUGUCUCUGUUAGUUCUACUGUCCUCUUUCUGUCUGCUCUGUUAACGAUUUAUUGUUCCUCCUACAGAUCCUUCUUCAGUGACUAACCUUCUAUAAAAGUUGUGCUUAUAAAGCUGCUUUGGCUUGAAUCAGGACCCAGCCUUUUAAUUCCUUUUCUUUUUCUAAUUCUUCUUUUUUUUUUUCUUUUUCUUCUUGUGUGUGGUCUUCUAGAUUGGAGAUGUUUAGGAUGGUGUUUACCACUGGAUAGUGAAAGGGCCCAGAACUCAGCGUGUCCUUCAGAUGUUUUAAGAAUAGUGAGCUGGUAAACGCAGAUUUAGACGCAGGCUAGUUACCUAACUCAGAUUAAUGCCUUAACUUGGUCUACUUAUUGCAGCUCAGCUUUUGGGGCUUAGCAAAACUAUUUAUCAGGAGUAGCACUUGAGACCUACACCAAAACUUGAUUUUAAUUUAGAGCAGACGAAAUAGUCACUUUGCAGAGUGGUCUGUUUAGGUUCAUAGAAUACACUUGACUAUUUGUGAAUAUGCAAUAAGCAGAGAAGCUCCGCUUCUCAGAGUCUGGCCAAAGACCAGUCCUAGCGGAACAGAAAUUGGAAGAGGAAGAGCUGAUAGAUAUCAGCUGAACCUGGAUCACCAGCUGACUGUCAGUGUAUCUUUUUUGACUAAAGAACAGAAUAGAAGAUUUUGAAAUUGCUGCUUUUUUCAGGUGAGGGUUGGUUUCCAACUUCCACGCUUGUGCUGAAGUCUGCAGGAUCUCGAUACAAACUGGAAUCUGCAACAGGAUUGUUUUCUGAGCUCCUUUAUGAUAAGGAACAUAUACCAGUCUGUACAAGAGGCUGGUGAUCACCUACUUUAAAAAAAAAAGAAAAAAAAGAAAAAAAAGAAAACCUUAAAAUGGUCUUCCUGCCAAGGCGGCACUGUGUUUUGUCACUAGGAACACAGAAGCUUAGUCUUCUGGAGCAGCAGGCAAUCUUGGAGACCAGAGCGCAUGAGGAGGUACAGCUGAGGGCGCUAUCUGCUGCUGGAUUGCUCCUUGGACAAGAAGAAGAAGAAGAGCUGAGGCCUAGAGAGGGCGUCUUAUGUUGAGUCUGAUGCUAUGCUUUGACCUCUUUGGGAUCUACUGAAACACCUAAUUUUAGCAACCUUUGCAAAUCUGAGAAGUCUUCUUUUUUUUUUAGUAGUAGUUAAAAAAAAAAAACAACCCUACAGAAGUAAAUGCAAGUCCUAACUGCUAAGAAAAAUCAAAACAAAUACAUGGAAAUAGCUUUUUAGCUAUCAGAGUACUCAAUUCUGACUUUUUUCUACCUUUGUGACAAUAGCCACUGGGAUGGUCCUUGCUUUUUCCUAGAUGUAGAUCACGAGUGGCGACGAGGGUGCUUUGUGCAGGUUUUGAGGCAUUUGGAUGACUUGUUGUUUGGCUUUGUAAGGCUGCAUGUUUCAGGAGCAACUAGAUGGCCUUCUCUUUAGUGUACCUGUUUCACAUUCAGAGCUUUUAGCAUUGCACACGGUUGGCAGUGGCUUUAUGGGGGCUGUCAUAGUACUUUACUCACACGGAAGGGAGAGUGUUGUCAGAGGAUUUUGCGCCCUCUGCCAGGAGCUUGAGGAGGAGAGUAGCCAGUGUAUCCUGUCUGUCACUAGAAGCUGAGAAGUGGUGGAAAUCGUCACUUUUCUGUUUCCUUCUCCACUGGCUUCAAGCCAGGUGGGGAGCCCCAUAUGUGGAUCAGUUGUCCCCAUCACUAUUCCUGGGUGGCGUUUAUCCUUCAGUGCUGACCAGAUAGAUUGAGUCAGGAGCUGUACAAACAUCAUUCUGUCCUAGAGACCUCUUUUGAUUUUUAUCCUUUCAUUUAAUUUGACAGUCUUAGAAAAUACUGUGUUUGUGAUGAGGUGAUGAGUUCUACAGAGCCGGUUAUCUGCUGCUGCUUUGUUUUCCUACUGCCCAGCAGAAUUUCUGAAGCUGUGGGUGCCUGAUGAUUUCACCUCCAAGCGCUUAAAAACGUGCUUUGAAAACAGUGUCGCUAACGUGUUUCUUUGUGUGCUGGGAUGCUGCAUUAGACUUCUCCUGCCCGCUUACCUUGCAUGGUCGUGUGCUCAGAGUAUUUGGAUGAGGAACACGGACAUGGGAGCAGCUUUACCUGUGGAUGUAACACAGUGUGGGCUUCACGCUUACCUAUGCCCUUGGGAUAACUCGUUCCUUGUGCUUUGUGUGCUAGAAACAUGAAUACUGUAUUUUUGGAAGUAGUAUUUCUAAACAGCCUUACAAAGGAUUUUCUUUUUUAAAAAAGGUGCAAGAUUGAGUGCAUGUUUACUUGCCCCAGAUCAAAGGUUUUGAACACUAAGGUCACUAUCUGUUGAAUGGACCCUCCUCUUGGCUCUCUUCUGUCUUCAGGCAAUUGAAGCUCCUGCCCUCUUUCUCUACCAGUUUUCCUGUAAGUUAUCUUUUUUUUUUUUUUUUCCAAGAGAACUAUAUAUACAAAAAUUCUAAGCAAUGAAAUGUUCAAGCCAUAAAAUCAUGAGUGUGGGAAGACCCUCUUCACAAGUUUUAACAUAUUUGUAUGUAAACUGAUGUUUGUAUGAAAUAUUUUCAUGGUAGAAUGAAUAUUUACAAAAAAGUUCCAAUAAGAUCUAAACCAAAUUUAAAAGGAUGUCUUUUUGUAAGAUGCACGUGUAACUGAUUGCCAAUAAGUAGGUCAAUUUUUUUUAAAUGGGGGAUGCAACAAGUUAUCUUUACAAUGACAAAAUGGUCAUUUCUGCUAUUUGAGAAAGAAUAUUUAUGCAGCGUUACACAGAGCUGUCAUAAAUCAUUGCAAUAGCAAGGCCAGUCACAUCUUCAGAACAUACCUCUCAGCUUGUCCCUCUGUGGUAUGGUACAAACCCACCCAUCUCUACUUUCUGCUGAUUUCCUCCUAUAAAAUUUUUCCUACUGUAACUGUACUGAAUUUAACUAUUGAGCUAAGAUCCGGACUAAAAUUGUGUAUUACUUACAGUUUCUGCUGGGCCUUCUGCUAUUUUAAUACUCUUUAGCCCAUAAUUUUUGGGUGUCUACGUUCUGAAGAACUAAGUGCUAAAGAAUAAUCCUUGGGGUAAGCUUAUACAUGCAUUAACAGUUAACCCCAGAGUAUUUAACUUGUAUACAGUACUUGAUAGGUGUUUUAUGACAUUUGUACUAGAACUAUGAGCCUUACUGAACAUCUGUAGGUUUAUUCAUGACUUUUAAAAAAUGGAUAACUCUAAGAAAGAUGUUUACAUGAAUGAUGAUUGCCCUUUCUUGAUGUUAUGAAUGAGGUUUUUAUAGUGUGUUUGGGUGUAUGUGCAAGGAAGCAAGAAAAAUGUUUCUGGAGAAAAAUAGACUUGACAAACAUUUGUAAUAAGUGAAUUUUAAAGAUCGCUUUAAUUGCGCUAUGAAGGCAAUGCAGAUAUUAAAAUAUUCAGUUGACCAGAACACUCUCUCUCCUCGUUUUUUAUAUAGCAUGGUUUUGGACAUCCUCUGUUUUCUCCCUCUUGUUCCGUUCAUUUGCUUUGCAACCACAUUUAUUGUAAGGCACAGGGGCAGAAUGUGGCCCACAGUUAACGCCCUUCUAGGUCACGCUAUAUGCAUAGUGAACUAACAGCUGAGCCCUUCUGGCACUGCAUCGUCUUUCUUCUGGCACCUCUGCCAUUUUCAUUGUUCUCUGUUCUCAAUGCAAGUAACACAAGCUUUAGUUGUGCCGCGUACGGAAGGACGUCCUGCUUCUGUAUGCCCAAGUUUCUUUAACGGUAAUAUUUUAAAACGUGUAUGUGCCUUCGUGUGUUUUUUCUCUUGCUGUUGCUAGCCCAGAGGCAGCAGAAAGGCACGCUUAGGCAGCGAGCAGCAGCAGAGCACUUUCCAGCAGGUAACCUGUCGCUGCGGACCCCCGUUGGCUCUUCGCGUCCUGUUGUGUGAGCAGGGAGGAAGGGGCAGCGCUUCGGGGCCUUCCCCACCCUCUCCCAGGGCCUUUCCGGGUAAUUUGGGGCCCCUGCGGGUGUCCGUGCGGGGUGGAGGCAAGCGUAGGCCGCUCCCUCGGGCGUGGAGGGACUUGUGCUCCCUUGUUGUGCCUGGCUGUGGCAUUGCCUAUUGAACUCCCACAGCCCAAAGCGGAAAAGAGUGAGUUCCUAUUACGUAUUUGCUUUAUCGCCCAAUCAAGCAGUGCAGAAGAUGAUACUCAGCUCGGGGACGCUGCGAUGGGCUGGCUUCACGCAGCGUGGCCGUGCUCAAGUUCUAGAUGGGUAUUCCAAUCCUUCGUGCACGCUGUGAAGGCGGAUCACAGCACUUCUUUCCAGUCCCCGUGCGUGUGGAUUCAUGCAUGAGUUAAAACAGAAUGGAUCGCUACCGCUACUUCAUCUUUAACCAGAGGAACAUGGUGGCGCUGGGGCUCUUCCAGAUAGCCUUCAGUACGGUGUGUGUUGUCAGCGGGUUCAUAGAUGGCGUUUUCAGAGCAGAAUCUCUGCUGAGCAAAACCAGAGCACCAAUUUGGGCUGGAAUGGUCAUGGGCGUCCCAGGCGUUCUGGCUUUGUUUUCCUCUCAGAGGAAGAAUCCAGUUCUUGUGAAUGCAGUGAUAGCUGCUUCCAUAAUCUCUUGUGUUACCAUCCUCAUUAUAAUUGUUUAUAGCUCCCUAACUUUGAGCUACGGUGAAGAGGAGGAGUUAAGUCCUGUACCAGUCCAUGCUGUCCAUACAAAGUACGUACUUAAUAAAGUUGUCAAGGGUGCCAACAUAGUAAUGUUAAUUGCAUCUGUCUGCAGUACAUUUGUUGUGUUAGUUAUUGCUUACUUGGGAUGCCGAAGUCUUCCACACUGCUCGUGCUACGACAGCGUAACUGGAAUGGAAUGGUUGCAACCUAGUGAGGACCAAAUUCAGGCUGUGGAAAUGGUUUGUGCUGUACCAAGUCCUGGGAACAGCAUUUUUAAUUCCCCAGUUCAGUUUCCUGCUCAAGACUUGGACACAGAGGAAGACAUAUCCAGACCUCCACCAUACAUCAGAAUGGCUUGAAAAAGCUAUAGAACAUUUUAAAGCUGCGUAUCUAAAAGUGUGGCAAGAUAGAUGUAAGAAGUUCUUCAUCUUUAAAGCUGAUUAUGCACUUUUGCCUUUUAAUAAAACUCACACCGAAAGAGAGCACUCAUGAUGCCCAGUGUUCAGCAAAGACCACAGUGCAAACGGAAAGAUCUGCUAAUAUUUUUGUACUCUUCAGACCCUAAAGAGUUAAAAUAUCUCAUUGCCUCUGGAAAGCAUGAGCUUACUUUCUCCAGCUUUUGUAUUUCUUUCAUGUUUUACUCCAGUAGAAUUCAUCAUGCAGUUUGUCUAGCAGUACUAGUCUUAUGCAUUCAAAUAUUAUUUUUUAAAAGAAACUGGUUGUGGAACAUUCUCCUCCCCCUCAACUACUAUCUUGAUUUCUGCCCCUCCCUUGUUGAAUUAUCUGUCACAAAGGAUCCACUUCAGUAUUCAGUGUCAGUGUACUUUCCCUGUUGCUCUCGGCAGGGAUGGGGCAGGAAACAUUUCUGAUACGAAGCCUUGCCAAUGCCAUCCAAAUACUUCUAUCAAGAUAUGGCAUCAGUGAUGUAUAAGUGUUUAGGUACGCUUAAUUUUAGUGAUGAAGUAUAAUGUUAGAAUAUGGUAACAACUUCAUUUGCAGGAGUUCCCCUUACAGAGUAACUCAGAUACUCUGAAUUUAGUUCUGUUUGGAAUUUGGAGUUUGGAAGUUCAACAUUUUGAUUAUUUUUAGGCCCAUUCUGCUAAACCAGAUUUAGUCAAAGGGCUUUGCACCCAGGGCCUCUGUGUGGACAAACUAGAGCUCUCAUUCAUCUUCCCCUGACUCCUGAAGUGCUUAAAAAUCCCACGUGUGCUUGACGGUUCACUUUCAGGUAGGCUCAGAAGUGCCUACAGCCCUUGAACAGGAAGUGGUAGAUUACUUAUCCCACUACACAGACCAAUACAGCACAUGAAUUUGAACAGGACUUGGGAAGUAAGUUUUCAUCUUGGGAAAGAUGUUACCUGCUAUAACCGGUAGGAUGAGUAAUGUCUGCUCUUAGGCGUGUAACUCCAGGAAUGAUCUCAGAUAAGAAUUAUCUUAUUGCAGCAUAUAAGGUGCCUUUCCUAUUCCCAAGAGGAAUGGGAAUUAAAUUGUUUUUGCGAUCCUUUUUUUCUAGACACCAAAGCCUUUUUCAUACCACUAGUAAAGAAAGACACCCAAACACCUACAUCGAGGCUCUGCAUUCCUCUAUGCAGGCAAAGUGCCAGUCACUCCAAGUUGGUGUUUAUCACAUAUGCACUUAAAAUGCCCCUGGUUCCAACACAGCUUGCUACAGUUAAAUCGUCAGAAUUAGCUUUACUGUAUUUAGUUAAAGUGAGUACAUAUCCUGGUAUACGCGGGUUUGCAAAUCCUGACCAUCUAACAACUUACUUCAUAGGCUUCCCUGGCCACUUGGAGUUGGUCAGGUGCAGAGAUGCAAAGUUAGUUUCUAUUAAAUUGUUUAUAAAACUCUAAGGAGUAAACAGUAUAUCAUCUUUUGCUGUAAUAUUAAGCAAACAAACCCCCCCCAAGCUGCACAUUGAACAACUGCUACUAGACCCUUGCACGGUCCCCUCUGCACAUAAGGUGCUUACCAAGUGUCCCAGUAACUGACUUUAACCCUUAACAGAACAGGAUUAUAAAGAAAGGCACUCAGCUGAGAGCCUAGUUUCUGCUCUGAAUACCAGAGCAACAUAAACUACAUGGCGGAGAUGCAAGGCACCGAACUACAGGAGCCCUGAGCUCCGGCCUCUCUCUGCAGCUUUUCCCCCACUGUGUAACAUCCCUCUCCUUCCACAGGGGCAAUAUCACCUGUGCCUUAGCGGUCAGGAAAAGAGUCAGGUUUAGGGCUGUACUUCCCACUCCCUCCAACCAAAAGUGAGGCCCAGCACCAAGGUAGUCAAAUUCUUUCUGGAUUAGGCUCUAAGCACCUCUGUGCGUUUGCACCAGCUAAAACAUGAGCCACGUAGUUACAGAUGUUCGUUUGAAGACAGGCCAGCAUUUUAAAACCACUUAACCUAACCUGGAGAUAAAACCAAAGACAAUCAAGUUAGGCUUUAUAAAACCUAUUCAGUAUGUAGCCUUUUUUCUUACAGCCUGUUGGAUUUUAUAGCUAUGAGUACCAAAAAACCCCGGUGACUCGGCGAAGAAACGCUCUCUUCAGAGAG
Messenger RNA from Struthio camelus australis, 7785 nucleotides. RefSeq lists its product as uncharacterized. NCBI's taxonomy places the organism in Eukaryota, Metazoa, Chordata, Aves, Struthioniformes, Struthionidae. Gene Ontology annotation, cellular component: membrane. The record is from RefSeq and is a predicted model, not a curated record.